AUGGUUGAUCACGUGCAAUUUUACUUAGAAGAGCUACUGCCAAUAGGUGGUAAAACCGUUCCGUCAAUUGAAAAUGAAUUUGUCCCAGAUUAUCCAUCAAUUGUUGACAGAUUUUUCACAAGAUAUUACUAUGUUCAUCCUUCUAAACAAACGGAACCGCACCUAGUGUUAUUUCACUCCAAUCGAGUAUGUCUGAUUGGUCUAGCUUCGAAUCACGAAGCCUUUUCACGUGGAAUCAAAUCUGUUUCGUUUGAGGUAGGUAAAAUAGAUCGCAGCCAGAAUCAAGUCAGCGGAAAGAAGAAAAGUGGAGGCAUGAUCGUGCAAGCAGAUUCUACUUUGGCGCUAGUGACAUGCAACGACGGGCACGUUUUCAAGGUUCGUGGCUGUGUGCAAGGCAAGUUAAUAGAGGUGAAUCAACGGAUAAUUCAAGGUGUUGAGUUAUUGCGAACAGAGGGAUAUGGAUAUGUAGCUGUCGUAAUGCCUAAACCAGAACAGUGCGAUGCGAUUAAGAAAAAGUUAUGGUCAACUACUGAAUUAGAAAAACAAUUGAACAAAAAUUAAUGCAAACAUGAAUCCUUUAAUGCAUAACAGUGUGUAAAUAAACCCAUGCAAAAAAAAAAACAUUUUUCGCUGGAAUUGGAA
Messenger RNA from Wyeomyia smithii (pitcher-plant mosquito), 642 nucleotides. RefSeq names its product protein Abitram. Gene Ontology annotation, cellular component: lamellipodium; nucleus; dendrite. Gene Ontology annotation, biological process: dendrite morphogenesis; regulation of filopodium assembly; regulation of actin filament polymerization. The record is from RefSeq and is a predicted model, not a curated record. The transcript has a single exon. Bases 1 to 561 code for a protein of 186 amino acids. Lineage: Eukaryota; Metazoa; Arthropoda; Insecta; Diptera; Culicidae. Gene Ontology annotation, molecular function: actin filament binding; actin monomer binding.